AUGCCCACUUCCGGAUUGGAGCCACAAUGGGCAACGUGGCCAGCCAACGUAUCGCAGUGGGAACAUCGCUGCGACCCAACCGGCCGGCGAGCGUGGGUACCAUCGCCUGAGACGGAGACUUUCCCGCUACCGACCUUUGAUGAAACCAUCCCUCCCGUUGUACCUAACGUACAGCGCCCGCAAGCAAGAGGCGACAGGCGCGAGAGCAGGCGGAGACGGCCUGCCGAGGACGACCCGUUUAAGCGCAAGUCAACCAAUAUUACCAUCGGAUUGCUCUCAUUUAUUCGUAAGCGCGUAUUCGGCAAGAAAGACCCGAGUCACGAUCGACGGCGCGCGGACAAUUGGCCGAGCCUCAAUGAAGGGCGGCACGUCGUUACACCUGCUGAAUGGAGAGCGUAUGGCUAUUGGGCCCGUCCGCGAGUCGGCCCAGUCCUCGUACAUAAUGCUACACCGCCGCCUUCUCCACGCAACUUGUCUCAUGAAGAGAUCGAGGAGAUUAUGCAGUCCCUCUUGGACGAAAGAGGUGAAUGGCACACCGAAAAUUGGGUCCCGCGUGUCGAGCACCCAGCUCUACCACCGCGCCCUGCGAUAUGGCACACACCACGACCGAGUGCCCUUCAUCUUCCCUCAACCGCUCUGCAACUUAAUCCGUAUCUUCAGCACCGCCUGCUCGGGCGGCCUCCCGUCCUGUUCGACAUGCGUAACGAGCCGGUCGGAGUGGAGCUUGGGGAGCUCCCGCCCGCCAUCCCAGGAGGGGAACCCAUGCACAUCUUGUUCUGCCCAAACGGCCCGGAUGGCGCGCAACCCGCAACGUAUCCCCCAGUGUCUGAACUGUACAUAGGCGCCCUAGCGGACGAUAACUGUGAUCCGUUUCCCUGGCCCAUGUUGGUCUUGCCACAUCAUUCGGAACUCCCGGUCAUGGUCAUGGACGUCCUGAGUGCGCUCAUUGCGAACUUCGAAGAACUCAUGACGCCAGAAGAGGUCGCGGCGCUGUCGGAGCAGCGCCGGCAACAUAUGUAUCGGGCGUACUGGGAGCGCGCGCGCAUGAUGGUUAGCGGGCGAAUACCGGGUGACGACGACGGCCUGCGGCGGAUUGAUUACCUCGGAGACAGGCCGUUCUUCAGAGGACUGGAGCCAGCCCCGGAUGGGAACGGGUUCAUUCUGUUCGUUGGUCCGUCGCACUGA
This is a messenger RNA of Rhodofomes roseus, 1185 nucleotides long. RefSeq lists its product as uncharacterized. The record is from RefSeq and is a predicted model, not a curated record. The coding region runs from base 1 to 1185 and encodes 394 amino acids. The transcript is spliced from 3 exons. NCBI's taxonomy places the organism in Eukaryota, Fungi, Basidiomycota, Agaricomycetes, Polyporales, Fomitopsidaceae.